AUAAAGGACCCUUUUUGGUUUGACAAUUUUGGCCCCGCCUCUUUCCCAUAUUUACGUCUUUCUUUUGGGAGUUGUUUCAGUUUUUCCGGAAUCUGGUGACGAGACAUGAAAUUCGGCAAGAGUCUCAACAACCAGAUCGAGAAAACCCUACCGGAGUGGGGGGACAAGUUCCUCUCUUACAAGGAACUCAAGAAGAAGUUGAAGCUCUUGGAGCCUCCCAAAUCCUCCGUCGACGACAGGCUGUCCAAACGGCCCAGGCUCGAUGAUGGUGCCGCCUCCGGUGAGUCUUCGCCGGAGGAGAUUGACUUCAGGAACUUGCUGGAGGGAGAACUCGACAAAUUUAAUACCUUCUUUGUUGAGAAAGAAGAAGAGUGCAUUAUUAGAUUGAAGGAGUUACAAGAUAGGGUUGCCAAGGGAAAGAAUUCAAAAGAAGAGAUGAUGAAAAUACGGAAGGAAAUUGUGGAUUUCCAUGGCGAAAUGGUUUUAUUGGAAAACUACAGUGCCCUUAACUAUACAGGACUUGUGAAAAUACUGAAGAAGUAUGACAAGAGAACUGGUGCCCUAAUUCGCUUACCUUUCAUUCGAAAAGUCUUGCAGCAGCCUUUCUUUACUACAGAGAUGCUCUACAAGCUUAUAAAAGAAUGUGAAACAAUGCUGGAUGGUUUAUUUCCAGUGAAUGAUACCCCUGCCUCGGUUGAUGCUGCUUCUCAAGCUGAUGGGUGCGAUCUUUCAACAACAACUUCAACUUCUUUCAAGAGCGGUGAUUGUCUGUUGGUACCCAAGGAACCGGCGGAGAUUGUGAAUAAGGAGAGCCUUUAUAUGAAGAGUACCAUAUCAGCAUUACAUGUUUUGCAGGAAAUUAGAUCUGGAAGCUCCACGAUUAACAUGUUUUCAUUAUCACCAUUGCCAAUCAGUGGGUUGGGAGAAACAUGGAAGAAAGUUUCUGUUCUGGAACAAGUAGCCAAGUAAUCUUCUGGAUUGCAUUGAUGGUGGCCUAGUGGGUUCUUUAAAUUUCCUUCCUUUUUUCUCUCUAAAAAACGAUGCCACUGAUGGCAUGCAUGCCUCAGAUUCAGAAUACUAACACGGAUAAGAGAAGUGUAAAGAUGGAAUUGAUCCAAUACAAAUGUAGGUUCCAUAGGUUUCAUAU
Molecule: messenger RNA, 1147 nt
Organism: Neltuma alba
Lineage: Eukaryota; Viridiplantae; Streptophyta; Magnoliopsida; Fabales; Fabaceae
Product: SPX domain-containing protein 1
Exons: 3
Coding region: 106-969 (287 amino acids)
Biological process (GO): cellular response to phosphate starvation
Source: RefSeq, a predicted model, not a curated record